This is a messenger RNA of Leptopilina boulardi, 3813 nucleotides long. It is a transcript of the gene dpn, whose product is annotated as protein deadpan-like. The record is from RefSeq and is a predicted model, not a curated record. Gene Ontology annotation, molecular function: RNA polymerase II cis-regulatory region sequence-specific DNA binding; protein dimerization activity; DNA-binding transcription factor activity, RNA polymerase II-specific. Bases 382 to 1770 code for a protein of 462 amino acids. The transcript has 3 exons. NCBI's taxonomy places the organism in Eukaryota, Metazoa, Arthropoda, Insecta, Hymenoptera, Figitidae. Gene Ontology annotation, cellular component: nucleus. Gene Ontology annotation, biological process: regulation of neurogenesis; regulation of transcription by RNA polymerase II; anterior/posterior pattern specification.
AUGCGGUCACCGAAUUUGAAAACGUCAAACAGUCACCCUUCAAGCUUUGCUCAGAUAUCCUCUACCUUCUCUUGAGGGGUUAACAAUUUUUUGCAAAUAUUUUCCAAUUUGAUAAAGAAAAUAAUAACAAAAAAAAAAUAAUAAUUUUUUUUUGCUAACAGUGUUAAAUUUACAAGGAGAUUUUUUAAAUUGUGAAAAAAAAAAUUGUGAUUGUGAUUUUAGUUUUGACAAUAAGUUUUUUAUUGUCAUUAACGAAAAUUUAAAAAGAACAGUGUCGUGCCUCAUCGAACAUUAUUGUCGAUGAAGUGUACGAAAUUAAAGUGAAUGUUACAAUAAUAAAAAUAAAUCCUGUGUUUGUGUGUGUGUUAAUUUUUCCUCUAAAUGGUGGAUUACUUCAAGUACAAAAUGUCUGCAAGUGACGAGGAAUUUGAACAACAAUCACAAUCGGGAAUGUCUAAGGCAGAAUUAAGAAGGAGCAACAAGCCAAUUAUGGAAAAAAGAAGACGUGCCCGAAUUAAUCAAUGUUUGGAUGAAUUAAAGAGUCUCAUUCUUGAAGCAAUGAAAAAAGACCCAACAAGACACUCAAAAUUGGAGAAGGCUGACAUUUUGGAAAUGACAGUGAAACAUUUGCAAACAGUUCAACGUCAACAAUUAAGCACAGCUGUUGCCACUGAUCCAGCAGUUCUCACAAAAUUUCGUACAGGAUUUUCCGAGUGUGCAACCGAGGUGUCACGAUACGUGAGUCAUUUGGAGAACGUCGAGCCAGCCGUCAAGCAACGUCUCGUCUCACAUCUCAACAACUGUGUUAGCCACCUUCAACAAGUUGCUCCAUUCUACAGUCAUUACGUGCCAUACAUGCCAGAACGACUCUAUCCCGAAGUUAAAGUUGGUUUUCAAACUGACUUUCAGAAUGGUGACGAAAAUAACAAUGGCAGCGCAAGAAUUCAAAUUCCAAGUGGCGUUCAACUAAUUCCAAGUCGUCUACCAACUGGUGAAUUAGCUCUCUUGGUACCACAAUCAGCAGGGAUAUCAGCAAAUUUUCCCUUCUUUCCACCAGCGCCCGAAAGUGCUGCACGAAUUGGUCCAUCGUCAGCAUUCACUGCUGUUCAAAGAUCACACAGUCCACUAUUGAGUCCAUCGACAUCAACAUCAAGUUAUGACGAGAGUCAUAAUUCCGAACAAUAUCCACACGCACAAUCACCACACAAUCAUCAUAAUCAUCAAUUUAAAAUACCCGAACAAAGUCCAGUAUCUUCCAAUAAAAGUUUCUCAUCGCCGGAAACACAAAAACCACAAAUUAGUUCAACGAGUGAUCGAAAAUCACCACCAUCAACAAUGAAUAUUUUUGUCGAACCCAAGAGCAAUGACAAUAAUUGUUCCGCAACGCCCGCACGGGUCAUCGGCUCCGAGUCAUUCACACCGUCGAGUCAUUCAACAGGUGAACUCAUUAAUGGGACGCAGCAAAUUUUGAGGCAACCCUUGUCAGUUAUUACCGAGAAAACAUGUAAUCGACCAUCGCUCAUGAAAAGGGAGAAUUUAAAGCGACAUCAUUCCGAUGGCCUUUUAUCAAUAUCAGAAAAGAAAUUAAGAUUACAAGAGCCAUCGAGUUCAGCGGCGGCUUCAACAAGUGCCACAAGUUUUCGACUUGAUUCCAAUGAACAUACAACAUCAGCUGAAGAUCUAUCGGGAAGAAAUAAUUUCGCGAGGGAUCCAAGAAAUACACGACAUUUUGCUGGACCAUCAAAUGGUGAUAUGUGGAGACCAUGGUGAUCAAAGAAUACAAUUACGAAUUUAAUUUAUAAUAUUUUUAAAAAGAUCUAUUUUUUUCCAUUAUAAAAUAUUUUCUUAAUUUAACAUCUUUAAUUUUAUAAUGUAAACCUUUAUUUUAAAAUUGUUUUUAAAAAAUUGUUUUUGUUAAUUUUCUUUACAAUCAUUUUCCGAGUUAUUUUUUCAUUUAAUGAAAGAGAAAUCCUGAAGAUUAUUGAAAAUAUAUUUGAAAUACUUGUAAUUAAAAAGUUAUUUUAUUUUCUUUCGUACAAAGGGAAAUAGAUUUUACAAUAUAGAUUGUAUUAGAAAAAUAUUUUCUUAUUUAAACAAAGAUUUAUUCAAUUUAAAUAAAUAUUUAGUAAAAAAAAUGCAAUGGUAAAUGUUACUGAACUGAUUGUACUGAUUAUAAUUUAUAUUAUAAAUGCAAUUAAAUGUAUUUUAUAAAUAACAAUCUAUAUUGUAAAUUCCACCAUACAGAUUGUAAUAAUUCGAAUCUAUAUUGUAAAUUCUACCAUACUGAUUGUAUUAAUUCUAAUCUAUACUGUAAAUUUUACCAAACGGAUUGUAUUAAUUACAAUGUAUAUUGUAAAUUCUACCGUACCGAUUGUAUCAAUUAUAAUCUGUAUUGUAAAUUCUACCAUACGGAGUGUAAUAAUUAGAAUCUGAAUUGUAAAUUUUACCAUACUGAUUGUAUUAAUUCUAAUCUACACUGUAAAUUUUACCAUAUGGAUUGUAUUAAUUACAACCUAUAUUGUAAAUUCCACCAUACGGAUUAUAUUAAUUCUAAUCUAUACUGUAAAUUUUACCAAACGGAUUAUAUUAAUUACAAUGCAUAUUGUAAAUUCUACCGUACGGAUUGUAUCAAUUACAAUCUGUAUUGUAAAUUCUACCAUACGGAGUGUAACAAUUAGAAUCUAUAUUGUAAAUUUUACCAUACUGAUUGUAUUAAUUCUAAUCUACACUGUAAAUUUUACCAUAUGGAUUGUAUUAAUUACAACCUAUAUUGUAAAUUCCACCAUACGGAUUAUAUUAAUUCUAAUCUAUACUGUAAAUUUUACCAAACGGAUUAUAUUAAUUACAAUGCAUAUUGUAAAUUCUACCGUACGGAUUGUAUCAAUUACAAUCUGUAUUGUAAAUUCUACCAUACGGAGUGUAACAAUUAGAAUCUAUAUUGUAAAUUUUACCAUACUGCUUGUAUUAAUUCUAAUCUACACUGUAAAUUCUACCAUAUGGAUUGUAUUAAUUACAACCUAUAUUGUAAAUUCCACCAUACGGAUUGUUUUAAUUCGAAUCUAUACUGUAAAUUCUGCCAUAUGGAGUGUCUUAAUUACUAUCUAUAUUGUAAAUUCCACUAUACGGAUUAUAUUAAAUCGAAUCUAUAUUGUAAAUUCUACCAGACGAAUUGUAUCAACUACAAUCAAUACUACUAAAUAGAUUCUAUUAAUCACCGUCUAUAUUGUUAAUAAAACAAUAAAUUUUUUCUCAAUGUUUCAACUAAUUGUCAAUUUUAAAUGAUAAAAAAUCUGUACCAAUAUACUUAAUGGAUACAAAUAUCAAAAGUCUCUUUUACAAUUGUGAAUAAUUUUGUUUGCUCAAUUGAAAUUUUCGUUUUUAAAUUAAUAUUAAAAAUAAAUUGUUAAAGUGCCUUUAAUUAAAAAUAACCGAUAAUUUCUUAUGCGGAAAAUGUACAUGUCUCUUUACCUAAAUUAGAUUAUAAAAUAUUUGUAAGGCAAAAAAAAAAAUGUAGGGAUUGCUUUAAUAUUUAAGAGUUCAGUGUGAUAUUUUUUCUAUACAUUUACGUUUUUUUCCAAUAUUAUAUUUUUUAUAAUAGUUUUUCUUCUGAUAUUCUACGAUUUAUUUUCCCAAAGUGUAAAAAAAACAUCUCAACGAGAUAAUCCUUGUAAAUAACACUUGUAAAUAGAAAUACAUUUGCGUACCUUAAUUUAAAGUUUUACUUUAAAAACAAAAAAAAACUAGUGAGGUCAGUAUUGUCAAACAGUUUUACAAGUUUGUGAUAAACAAUGUAUUAAAUUAAAAAUACAUGAA